UUUUUUUUUUUUUUUUUUUUUUUUUUUUUUUUUUUUUUUGAGGGGAGAUGGCACCGAAAUUUAUUGAGCUGUGGAAUCACAAAACUGGGCUCUUAGUCAACGCUUCCAUUCCACCACAUGCAAUCAGAUUACAAAACCCCAAAGAAAUAAAACUAAAUUAAAGAAAAUUCCACCACAGCUCGUCGGAGAGCAAAAAUCAACCCCCAUUUAUACGCUUCGCCGUCGUCUCCCCCGCAGCUGGUCAAAUAUGGGAGAAUUUGAUUGAAAGGUGACGAAAUAUACUGGGCAAGAAUUCAAGAAAUUGUUUAGUGGUUUCUGGGUUUCUUGAUUUUGUGUGAAAUGGUUCGGAGGGGAAGUGAAGUGGAGCCGGCGAGGUGGGGGUCUAUGGUGCUUCUGUUUAUGGGUUUGGUCUCUUUCUGUAUGGUCUAUGUUUUCAUGUCAACUGUGAUGAGACCCUCGUCGUCUGGCGAUUCAAAGAUGAGUUCUUUAGGGUUUGGUGAUGGAAAUGGUGGGAAUUCGGAGGUGGUGGAGGUGAGUGGAGGUGGGGGUUGUUGUAGAGGGAUCCCGAAAUUGGAGCUGUGGGGUGCUGCUGUCAAGUGGGGGACUGAUUUCAAGUUCAAUUCGUCCGAGCAGUGCUGCGAGGCUUGCAAAGCGAUGUGCACGGGGAAGGACGGGCCGUGUCUAUGUGAUUCGUGGGUCUUCUGUGGGAAUAAGGAGGCUUGUGGGGAGAAAUUUGGUGAGUGCUGGUUAAAGAAACAAAAGGAUGUCCUGCUUCCUGAAAAGCAAGAUACUGGAAACAAAAUAAAGUGGACAUCGGGUAUCAUCUUUGGAAGAGGGGAGGGCAUUAUUGCGUUAGAGACGGAGUAUGGAACUCUUCACAUCAAGCUUUUGCCUGAUUGCUCCCCACAUUCAGUUGCAUACAUGUUAGAGUUGUUGGCUCUGCGACAUUGUGCAGGUUGCCAUUUUUAUAGAGCAGAAAGCCGGGGUCAGUUUUGGGAUAUUAAGGGAAACCACAUAAAAGAUGCUUCAUAUGGCCCUCCAUUUGCUCUUAUUCAAGGAACACUAGAAGCCCUAGCGGUGACAUUCGACCCGAUUCCAUCAGAGCACUGCCCAACCAUAAGAAGGGGUUCGGUGGCAUGGGUUGGAUCCGGCCCCGAAUUCUUCAUAAGCCUUGCAAAUCAUGAAGAGUGGCGAAAUGCAUACACCGUGUUUGGUUCCGUACUUCCUGAAGAUAUGGUGAUUGCCGAGAAAAUCGCUCAGCUCCCGACAAAGUCAGAUGUUUGGAACAACAUCAAUGUCUCAGUUUUAGAGAAAACUGUACCUUUGAAGAUUCAAAGAAUCAACCUUGGUCACAGUGACCUAAAUCUCAGCGCUGACUAGAAGUUAGAUCCGAGUUGUAGAUGAACAUUUUGGGAGGCAUAGCAUAGCAGCAUGAUUUUGAGCAUAUGAAGGUGCAGCCAAAGACCAACUGUAAAGCUCUACAAAUCUUCUCAAGUCUCAACAACUAGGGAAAAUGGUGUUGUUUUCUUUCUUUUUUGUUUGUAGAUUUGUUUUGUUUUGUUUUUGAUUUUUUUUUAUGGCCAACUGAUAUUGUACUGUUUCUAAAGAGUUGUGAUUUAAUAAUAAAAAAUAAUAAUGAAGUGCUAA
Messenger RNA from Salvia miltiorrhiza (redroot sage), 1647 nucleotides. RefSeq lists its product as uncharacterized. Gene Ontology annotation, biological process: protein peptidyl-prolyl isomerization. Lineage: Eukaryota; Viridiplantae; Streptophyta; Magnoliopsida; Lamiales; Lamiaceae. The record is from RefSeq and is a predicted model, not a curated record. Gene Ontology annotation, molecular function: peptidyl-prolyl cis-trans isomerase activity. The transcript has 7 exons. The coding region runs from base 340 to 1380 and encodes 346 amino acids.